Molecule: messenger RNA, 4554 nt
Organism: Lutzomyia longipalpis
Lineage: Eukaryota; Metazoa; Arthropoda; Insecta; Diptera; Psychodidae
Exons: 4
Coding region: 1654-3873 (739 amino acids)
Source: RefSeq, a predicted model, not a curated record
CGGUGGCGGUGUGUAGUAGGUAUGAGCUCGGUCGCCACUCCAAGAGUCAGUCAAGUUGAUUCAGUCAUGUUGAGCGGUUCGUAUGUCUCGUAGCUCGCGAUUCGACUAAAAAUUCCCUCCAAGUUUUGGAUAGAAAAUUUUAGUGUGUGCAAAUGUGUCAAUAUUGAGUGACUUGAAACGAACUAAGAAGUUUUCCAAACUUUUGUUUAUGCUGGAAAAAAAAUCCAGAGUGCAUAAAAAAAAACAUUGAAGAGGAAAGAGAAGUGGAGAAGAAAAUCAAUUUUCACUUGUUCGUGAAGCCACAAAAUUUGAACUCUUUCCAAGAAGUGAAUGGGAAUGAAGAAUAAGGGAUUACUACCAUCGAGGGAACUCUACUGUAUUCUCCAUUUUUAUUGUGUAUCGAUAAAAAUUUGCGCAGAAUUCGGAUUGAGAAAUUGCAACAAUCUUACAUCGAAAUUGAGGAAUGAAUUAAGUGAAAAUGCUAAAGGAACUAGAGAUAGUGCAUUGAAGUAGAUAAAAAACGGGGUUCUCUAAAGAACACAUAAAACGAUAAGAAAGAUUGCUCUUGUGUGAAGAACAAGUGCAACCAAUUGGUGAGUGAGGAUCAUUGGAGAUCACCCUCAAUUAGAAGUCAACGGCAGGCGUAUGCUCGCACUUCCUGGUACAAUAAAAGUGGCUACAUCGACUUUUCCAACUCACCAACUUUCCGUUAAGUGGGAUGUUGUUUUCUCUUCUGGACUAUAAAAUUAAAAUAGGCACCUUCGGUAUCUUUUAGCAUACCUAUUUACCCUUUUUUUUUCUUCAUGGAAUUAUGCUGCACCUCAGCGGCAAAUUGUGAGUUGUGGAUUUGAUUUUUUUUUAUAUACUUACAACAUAAUUCUCUUCCACACUGUGUCAAUUAGCGACACGAAGAAAAAUAGACUGAUUACCUGUGUGGUGGAAAAAGUGAAUUUCUGGAUGAGAGAAAGAGGCCGAAAAGCAAGUAAAUUUUCUCUUGUGUGACUUACUAGAAUACUUUGUGAGUGGAAUCUUGGAGAAAAGAGUGUUGUUUUUCGUUGGUACAAAUUUUUCCUCGAGAGUGGCGUUGGCGCGCGCUCCAAAAAACGGUACCACCCAUUAAAAUACCAUCAUAAUCGACAAAUCCAACCGCACUGACGCUAUAUAUGCUAGCUUGAUCCUAUGUGCAUUUGUCGUUUAUGCUGCUGCGCGCCCGAUAAAAUACAAUUACGCGACAGUGACCUAAUUUGGUGUGUUUGUUGGAUUUUUGCCGCGCAAAGAACAUUAUUUUCCUUUCCAAAGACUUGCUAAUCAACACGGGGCGUGUUACACACAGUUAGGUUGGCAUCACAGCACACAUUUAUUCAUCAGAUGCUCAUAGAGUUGAAGACCUGAACGCGAGGUAAAAAUUCCCGCUUCGAUCCACCAGAGAGGACGGCAUACAAAACAGCCGCACCACCAGUUAGUUCACAAAACGUGACGGCAUCUCUGCAAGGUAUCACACAAAAAUAAUAAUUCAGCAUUCUUGCACACAUUGUAAAUGACCACGGUGAAAAUUGGGGUAUCUGGGCUGUAGGAUCGGAACAAUUGGCGAAGACAAUUGAGCACCAUUGACUCACACAGUGAACUUUUGAAAGUACCUAAAGAAACAUUCCGAUGUUGCUCUUUGAGGAAAAUCAGUCGCAACAAUCUAUCGGAAGUAGUACAAUGACUUCAAAUGCAAAUCACGAAGGUCGCGAUGAAGUUGAUUUUGUCGUACGAUCAUCGUAUGGGAGUACAGAGAAGAAAUCACCAGAUCUGAUAAGUCAUACAAAUGGUGGUUUACCGCAUCUAAUUAAGGAGAUCACAUCAAAGGACAGCGGUGGGGAGAAGAAGAAAAAAGCCCAAGAGAAGAUCCCAAUAAAAUCCCCCCUUGAGCGAUUACCAAUCUUCAGGAGUCACAUGAAGAAGGCAACGACGGAGUGUGCCCAGAAGGAAGUUAGACCAAAGUUGUGCAAAAAUGGAACAUCAAUUGCCGCUCGGCUCCUUGGGAAUACCUACAACACCGCCACGGCAACGGCAAAGAAGCGAUCAUCACUGAAACGAUCGACCCCUGUUUCGAGGACAACGAACACAGAGCGCUUCCACAAAUGCGUGGACAUUGGUGGAUUUGAGGAGGCACAGUACCAGAGUAUUGAGGGGCAUCAUGAUCGUGAUAUCAGUGCAAGAGCCCUGAGAUCCCUAACAAAGGGCCUGGGGAAACUCCUGCGACGUCGCACCGAUAGCGUCAACAUCAGCACUCCUGAUCCCGAGUAUAAAGUCUCCUACCUUGGCAACGUGCUCACCGGCUGGGCGAAAGGAGAAGGUUGUGUGGAGAAACCCAUGUCGACGCUAUGGCGAAAUUAUGUGCAACACUACAAGCCCGAAGUUGUAAUGAGGAUCAAGGUGUCCUCGUCGGGUCUCAAGGCGACCACAAAGCAGCACGGAUUGACUGAGUACUGGAGUCAUCGGAUAACACACUGUGCAGCUCCGGAGAACUUCCCAAAAGUCUUCUGCUGGAUCUAUCGCCACGAAGGGAGGAAGCUGAAGCACGAACUUCGGUGUCAUGCCGUACUUUGUUCCAAAGAAUCCAUCGCCAGAGAUAUUUCUGUCACACUACAGAAUAACCUUUUCAAGGCACUCAAGGAAUUUCGGCAGGAUAAAAUUUCACGACAGAACGCCAGGUUGAGUCUGGCAAAUUCUGUGUAUGACAAUCCCACAAUACCACGGCGAAAGAUGCUGCUGAGUGUGGGUGGGAAUAACUACAAACCCCCGCUGGAGAGAUCAAAAUCAGCUCCAAAAUUGAUGGCCAUCGAGGAGGAUGUUGGUGAAGAGGAGGGUGCUGCGAAUGAGACUGAAACGACCGAUACGAGGGCAUGCUGCCGCGAGGAUUCCCUGUACCCAGCCAUGACAUUGGGCAAGCGGAAAUGUCGCCGUGGGCACUCAAUUCGUCGUACCGGAAGACGUGGUGUCAGCUUCAAGAUGCCAAUAAUGGAGGAGAAUAACAAUGACUGCACUGAGGAGGAGCUCUAUGGGCAGAUGGAUACCAAAAAUAGUUUUAAGACAUCCACCAAUGGGGGUGGUAGUGAUGAGGAUUUCGACAGUUUACUCGGCAAUGAACCACUUAUUGGGGAACUAAUGUCGCUGUUUGAGAUGAAAUUGCGACCACCACCAAAGACACUGAGUCUGUCGGAUCUUCUGGAUGCCGAUGAUGCAGAUCGGCCCGCAACACCCGUUAAGAUGAACCGAAGUCUCGAUGCUCUCGAUAAGUACUCAGAUUCCGAAGAUGAGGGGACGUGUUUCAAUCAGAACGACAUCCUCGCAAUGCUGCGCAAGGAAUCGGUGAGAUGUUCAAGCCCUGAUAGUCAAACGAAUGAACUCUACGGGGCACUGCGACAGCGAUCGGGGUCACCGUUGAGACUCAACGAAUCCCUGCGUAGUCAUAAAUUAACCCCCGUGGCGGCGGGGGAGAGCGAUGAACCGCAACAUCCGGGCAAGAAGGUGGCACUUGAAUCUCCACCAGCUAUGCUGCGUCUAUCUACGGGCCUGGUGCACCUGGACAGCGAUGAGGGGAGCAUCUCAAGUGGAUGCGAAACAGCGAGUACAGUUACAGCCAAUACGGAUGAGAUGAAUGCCAAAAAUACCUCCGUGGAGGAUGAUGUGGUACUCCUGGAGCCAGUUGGGGAGAAGAAUUCCCUGGAGGAGCUACCCCAGGCAUACCGACGAAGUGUCACCUUCCCGCCUGACCUGAAAUCCCUCGACCCCAUUGACUCUGAUUCGGAAUUCAGCGAUGAAUCUGGAUUCAGUGAUUUCCAGGAGAACUCCCACAAGACUCGCAGCAAAGCCAUCGUAGCUUAAAGAUAGUUACCGCGUGCAAAUGUUGGGGAGUUUUUAAAUGCAAAAAAGGAGCAUCUCUAUAAAAGAAUUCGUAGACGAAAUUUAUUUAAAAUUUAUAUUUUUUCAGCAUAGGCGUUGUGAUAGUCAUACCUAGUAAAGGAGGGGGAUUAGUUUUUGUAUAAUGAAUGCCCCCUCGUUGAAAUGCUGUUAUCAUAAAAUUAUUUAAAAUGCAUGGGUAAUGUUUCCUGAUAUUCUUGUUAGACUGCUGCACGUUGUUAAGUUGUGAGGAGAGAGAGAGAGAGAAGGUGAAAAAAUUAAGUAAUAACCGCAUAGAUGUAAUAAUUUGGAACAUUUGACCUUUCGAUGUAAUAGAAGAGAUUGGCAGAAUAUGUGAGAAAAUAAUGUAGAGAAGAAGUUUAAUUUAAAAAAAAGUAGUAGAGGAUCAUAUUUAGUUGCGGGAGGGGGUUGGGCAGUGAAACCAAAUAAUCAUACUGGAAGAAAACUCAAAAAAAAAACUUCAAACUAAUUUUCGUAAGAUUUGUUACUAAAGUACAUUGUUUAUUUUUUUUGGAGGAAAUUACACAAUGUUUUUUUUUAAAGAAAAUAAAUAAACUAUUAUAGCUAUAUAUUAUAUAUUGUACCUUCAACAAAAAUGGAAUCUUGUAUUCAAACAAAAUAAAUUUUAAUGUAUGUACCUCUCUA